Lolium perenne is the source of this 1093-nucleotide messenger RNA. RefSeq lists its product as uncharacterized. Lineage: Eukaryota; Viridiplantae; Streptophyta; Magnoliopsida; Poales; Poaceae. Gene Ontology annotation, molecular function: voltage-gated monoatomic cation channel activity. The record is from RefSeq and is a predicted model, not a curated record. Gene Ontology annotation, biological process: regulation of monoatomic ion transmembrane transport.
AUGGCCGUCGGGCUGGAGGUAGAGCGGGUCCCCGGUCACAGUGUCGUCGUGUGGGACAGAGGCGGCGGCGCGCGGGAUGGAGGCGGCUGCCGUCGCGGCAAUGGUCUUCGGAUCGCGGGGAAGGAGGCGGCGACGCGCUCCAUUCGAGGCUGGCGGCGGCGCGCUCCAUUCGAGGCCAGCGGCGGGGGGAAGGGGCGGCGACGCGAUCUGUCGAGGCUGCCAUCACUGGGGACGGAGGCGGAGCGGCGUCGAUCCCCAAGUGCCGCCGUCGAUCCCCAACCUGCUCCUGCCGCUCCUUCGCUCCUUGACCUAAACCGCCGCCGCCGUCGAUCCCCGGCCACCUCCCCCUCCGCCGCCCCGCCGCCCCCACCCAAGCCCGCCCCGCCGCCGAGCCGCACGGCGCUCGACCUCUCCAUCGCGUUCGACCCGGCCAACAAGGUCAGCGUCUCCCACGCGCUCGGCUCGGGCGGGUGCCGGGUCAAGUACUCCUACGCGCACGGCGCCGGCCGGCUCACCACCCUCGAGCCCACCUUCGACACCGCCAAGAACGCCUGGGUGUUCGCCGUCGCCAGGAGGUUCGACGGCGGGGACGCCGUCAGGGGCACCUACCAGGCCUCCACCAAGCAGCUCGGCCUAGAGUGGACCAGGACCUCCAGCAUCGGCGGAUCAUUCAAGGUAACUAUCACGGGAUCCGUCCAUCUAUCCUAUUGCUUAUCUGUGCUAGUAUGCUUACAAGUUGGAAUGGCCCAAGUGCUUGAGGGCGUGCAACCAUGCCGCGAACUGCACAUAGUGAUUGGAACAAGAAUUGCUAAUCUAAAUUCAGAUGCACCACAUUCCUCAUGAGUAAACGCAAGCCACCCAAUUUUUCUGCAGAACAUCUACAAAUGAUGUAGAGGGAAUUGUUUGUUUAUUAUUAAUUAAUACAAUACAGAAUAUCCUACUUCUGUAUGGAACCGAAAUGGUUCUGCGUAUUAAUGGGGAAAAGGCUGUUGAAGUUGGGGAACUAGAGUAGUGAUGGAAGCAGCUGGAGUAAAACUAUUCGUUAUACAUGGUUCAUUAUUUCCUUGAAGAAUUUCAGAUACAUAACAAGCCC